AUGGUAUCAUCUAACUGGACCUCAGUGGAGGGAUUUGUGUUGUUAGGAUUCGGAAUUGGGCCGCACAACAGAUUGCUACUCCUCAUCUUUUUCACCAUUCUCUAUGUGCUCACCUUGGCUGAGAACAUCACCAUCAUUAUUUUGGUGCUUCUGGACAUCCACCUGGGCCAACUACCUAUGUACAUUCUGCUGAGCAACUUCUCCUGGUUAGAAAUGUGCUAUGUCUCCACAACGGUGCCUCGCAUGCUCUUUGAUUUAGCAGUCCCUGGUGGCAUCAUUUCCUUCAACGCGUGUUUCAUCCAGUUCUACGUCUUCUUCUCCCUGGGCUGCACUGAAUGUUUUUUCCUCUCGACGAUGGCUUUGGAUCGGUAUGUGGCCAUCUGCCGCCCACUGCACUACUCAAAUAUUAUGUCUCACAACUUCUGCUACCUGAUGGUGGCUCUUUGCUGGAUUGUUGGCUUUCUGUGGUAUCUUGUUCCAGCAAAGUUGAUCUCCAAGUUGUCCUUUUGUGAUGCCAAUGUCAUUGACCACUUCUUGUGUGAUCCUGGCCCAAUCCUAUCCUUGGCCUGCCCUCCACUUGGAAAAGCUCCCAUUUUCAGCCAGAUUUGUCUUAAUGGCCUGCUCAUAGGCAAUAUCUCCUUCGUCGUGGUCUCCUACACCACUGUGAUUUUCACUCUAGCAAAGACCUCCGACAGUCUUAGGAAGGGCUUUUCUACCAUCUCUUUCCAUUUAAUUGUGGUCUCACUUUUCUAUGGCUCAGUGGCAGCCAUGUAUUUAUUACCAGGUGGGGAAAGCCAAUUGGGAGUCACAAAGUCGGUGACUCUCUUUUAUACCGCCAUUACACCCUUUCUCAAUCCUUUGAUCUACUGUCUGAGAAACAAUCAAGUGAAAGAAGCACUUGGCAGAUUGCUAAAGAGAAAGGGGACACUGAUAUGGAGUAAGUGA
Messenger RNA from Ahaetulla prasina, 945 nucleotides. RefSeq names its product olfactory receptor 11G2-like. NCBI's taxonomy places the organism in Eukaryota, Metazoa, Chordata, Lepidosauria, Squamata, Colubridae. The transcript has a single exon. Gene Ontology annotation, molecular function: G protein-coupled receptor activity; olfactory receptor activity. The coding region runs from base 1 to 945 and encodes 314 amino acids. The record is from RefSeq and is a predicted model, not a curated record. Gene Ontology annotation, cellular component: membrane. Gene Ontology annotation, biological process: G protein-coupled receptor signaling pathway.